Cajanus cajan (pigeon pea) is the source of this 2426-nucleotide messenger RNA. NCBI's taxonomy places the organism in Eukaryota, Viridiplantae, Streptophyta, Magnoliopsida, Fabales, Fabaceae. The record is from RefSeq and is a predicted model, not a curated record.
AUGUGUAUAUAUGUGUACUAUUUACACUGUGAGACUCCGUGUCAAUCUUCUCUCUUUUCUCUCUCUCAUCACUCACCUUAUACUUUCCCUUAUCCUUUCACUUUGAAUUUUCACUCUCAAAUUCCCUUCUCUUUAGCUGAAGCCGUGUGUAACAUUGUUAAAAAAAAAAAAAAAAAAGUUGAUUCAGUUAAGAAACGCACAAGAGAAUUUAACAUUUCUAAGUUGAGCGAGGAGGAGUUGAAAAAACUGGUGAGAGAAUGCUUGGAGAGGAAAAGGUAUCUGGUGGUCCUCGAUGACCUGUGGAAAACACAAGAUUGGGACGAGUUGCACGAUGCUUUUCCUGACGACAACAAAGGCAGCAGGAUAUUGAUUACUAGUCGUUUGAAAGAGGUGGCGUUGCAUACUAGCCAUCAUCCUCCUUACUAUCUUCAGUUUCUUAGUGAAGAUGAAAGUUGGGAGCUCUUCUGCAAGAAAGUGUUUAGGGGCGAAGAGUACUCUUCUGAUUUGGAGCCUUUGGGGAAACAGAUAGUUCAAAGUUGUCGUGGUUUGCCACUCUCAAUCGUGGUGUUAGCAGGGUUGCUAGCCAACAAGGAAAAAUCAUAUAGAGAAUGGUCUAAAGUGGUGGGUCAUGUCAACUGGUAUCUUACUCAAGAUGAGACCCAAGUGAAGGAUAUAGUUCUCAAACUCAGCUAUGACAACCUGCCAAGGAGAUUGAAACCGUGCUUUCUGUUUCUUGGGAUAUUCCCCGAAGACUUUGAAAUCCCAGUUAGGCCAUUAUUGCAACGAUGGGUUGCCGAAGGAUUUAUACAAGAAACAGGGAAUAGAGACCCAGAUGAUGUUGCUGAAGACUACUUGUACGAGCUCAUUGAUCGUAGUUUGGUCCAAGUAGCAGCAAUGAAGACUAGUGGAGGCGUGAAGACUUGUCACAUCCAUGAUCUUCUUCGAGAUCUUUGCAUAUCAGAGAGCAAAGAAGACAAGGUUUUCCAAGUUUGCACAGGUAAUAACAUUCUAAUCUCCACAAAACCCCGCAGACUGUCCAUUCAUUGUAAUAUGGGUGACUACAUUUCUUCAAACAACAAUGACCAGUCAUGUAUCCGUUCUUUGUUCAUGUUUGGGCCACGUUAUUUUUUUAUUCCAAGCGAGUUGAAAAGACUUUUCAAAGGCUUCAAAUUGGUUCGAGUGUUAGAGCUUGGAACAGACAGUUGUGGAGGAAAGAUUCCAUCUAAUUUGGGGGACUUUAUCCACUUAAGGUAUUUGAGAAUUGACUCGCAACAUGUUAGAAUUAUUCCAGCUUCUAUACUUACCCUUCAGAAUUUACAAACCGUAGACCUAGGUUGUUGGCGUUUGACUAUUCCAAUUUCUUUCCCUGCUCAAAUAUGGAAGCUCAAACAUUUAAGGCAUUUGUAUGCGCCAGGGCCUAUCAAGCUUAGAGGCCACUAUUCAAAACCAAGUGAGGUUAUGUGGAAUCUUCAAACCAUGAACGCCAUUGUGUUGGACGAACAAACAUCAUAUUUGAUAUAUAAAGGAACUUUCCCCAACCUUAAGAAUUUAAGUCUGCAAAUAUCUUCGGGUCGCAAGGCUAAAUGGCCUAAGUUGUUGCAGAGCCUACAACAAUUAAGUCAUUUGAGUAAGUUAAGGAUUUCCUUUGAAAUCAAUUUUUGUGAAGGUUCACUGUCCGGAAACUAUAUGAAAAGCAUGGAGUGGCACAUUGGUUGUAAGCCGCAAGAAGUAUUACAAUGCAUAGGGCAGUUGAGUCAUGUAACUACGCUGAAAAUUGUCAAUGCCUUGGACCUUCUAACAUGUAGGGUCACGUUUCCUCCAAAUGUUAUAAAGUUAACAUUGACAGGUAUUAGUUGUGUGACUGAUGAGGGAAUGGAUUCUUUGGGAAAUCACACGAAACUCCAAAAAUUGAGACUAACUGGAGGAAUUUUGUCAGAAUCCUUUGACCUCAAUUGUGUUGCAGGAAGGUUCCCACAACUGCAGGUGUUUGAGAUGAGUGGUUUGAAAGUUAGAAACUGGAAAUUAGGCAACAGUGCAAUGUUAUGCCUCCAAAGUCUGAUCAUCCACAAAUGUGAAAUGUUAGAUGGCAUUCCAAAUGAACUGUGGUCUUUGAUUGCCUUGAGAAAAGUGCAAGUAAAGCAACCCUCGGAAGCAAUGGCUCACAUGCUACAAAACUUGGAAAUGAAGGAUGGGGUUGAACUUAUAGUUGAACCGAAGGAACGUCAUGAUUCUACUGUAAUAUUAUCUAUGGAUGAAAUUUGGGAGGCAUUUAAUUCACGUGGUAUUGUUUUUGUUUAUUAGGAAGCCAGUUUGUUUGAAAGGGUUUGGAUUUUUUUUUUGUCAUCAAUAAAUCAGAUGUUCACACGUGUGUUGAAUAAGUUGAGUUGGGGUCAAUUCUCAUAUAAUGAUUGACUGAAUUUGAUUUU